Messenger RNA from Orussus abietinus, 1653 nucleotides. RefSeq names its product MAP/microtubule affinity-regulating kinase 3. Bases 1 to 1653 code for a protein of 550 amino acids. The transcript is spliced from 11 exons. The record is from RefSeq and is a predicted model, not a curated record. Gene Ontology annotation, cellular component: cytoplasm. Gene Ontology annotation, molecular function: ATP binding; protein serine/threonine kinase activity. Gene Ontology annotation, biological process: intracellular signal transduction; protein phosphorylation. Lineage: Eukaryota; Metazoa; Arthropoda; Insecta; Hymenoptera; Orussidae.
AUGCCUCUCCGCCAGGAGGUGGCCAUUAAAGUGAUCGACGCCGGGACGAUCCGCAAGAGCUACGUCGUUAAGAACAUUGCCAGAGAAGCCAAGUUGCUUUCCGUUCUCCACCACCCUGGGAUUGUCAGGCUCUACGAGACGAUACAGUGUGGAUCGGUGUACUAUCUGGUGACGGAGCUAGCGAGUGGCGGUGAUCUCUUUUCGCACAUUAAACGACAACCUUCGGGUCGCCUAGAAGAGAAGACGGUGAAGGUUUACGGCAGACAAUUGGUGGCUGCAUUGGACCACAUGCAUUCCAGGGGAGUGGUGCAUCGAGAUCUCAAGAUGGAGAACAUCAUGCUGCAGGAUGCGCUCAAGGAGCGAAUAAAAGUCGUAGAUUUCGGGUUGGGCAAUUUCUACACGAGGGACAAUCCCCUGAAGACGCACUGCGGUUCCCCGGAAUAUGCCGCGCCGGAACUCUUCGUCCUCGGCAAGAAGUACGGACCGGAAGUAGACCUUUGGAGCCUAGGAGUAGUCCUGUACGGAAUGGCGACCGGUAGCCUGCCGUUCCUGAGUCCUGAGGAUGGCCAAACGUCCUCGGAGGAACGGCGCAGGAGGUUGAUGACCCAAAUUAAUCGUGGCUUCACCACGCUGCAGGAGAAAAGGAUCACCACGAUGUCCGUCGAGUACAAGAACCUUGUAAGUCGCCUGCUGACUCCGGCCGCCCACAAGAGGAUCACCAUCAAGGAACUGUGCUACCAUCCUUGGAUCGCUGCCCGGCAAAAAACCACGGCCAAGGUCACGUCGGAAGACAAUUUGGAUGCCGUCGAGCACAACGCGAUCCUGGAAGAGAUCGCGGAAGCGACGAGUUUGGACAGGGCCACCAUAGAAGCGGAUAUUGUUCAGAAGAAAUAUGGGGAAAUUGGCGGCAUGUACAAUAUCAAGGCUCACGAGAUGCUAAAGAUUGCCUCAGCGAAUGUGGUCCAGGUUCAGUCUUGGCAAGCCGUUCAGACCUGGAAGCAGAAGUCUGAUCAGCCGUCUGAAAAUUCUGAAUUCCUCGCAAAGGAUGAGAAGAUGCCGAGGAACUCGAUGAUCGUUCAUCCUGAGUCUAGUUUGAGCGAGAGGUGUCGGAUUAGGUCUGGCAAAAUUGCAACAAAGCCAUUGUUCAAAGAGAGACGUUGCUCCACGUUGCUCCCAGAGAGGUCCAGGAUGGAUACUUCGUCUCUACAAGAUCAAUCUUGGAGAAUGAGACCAAUUCCCGUAUUUUCGACGAACCUCGACACUCUUCAACGGAAGCUCAAGAAAUCCGAGGCCAAAGGAAACGCAAACCGCGGCCGAACAAAUAGUAAAAAAAGUUUCGCCGAAAGGCCCGUAACCCAGCCAAAGAUUAAACAAAACGUACAUCCUAGCGUGUCUUCACCAUGCAACGUAUCACGGCAACAUUAUUGCUUAUCUCCUCCAAAAGUUGAUCAGAAUCCUAAACAAUGGUGGUGCAACAAAGAAGAGGAUUCCCCGAUUUGCCAGGAGGAAUUAUUGGCCCCAAUUUCUACCCAGGGAGAUUGUAUUGCAGUACCACCAACACCAUUUCCGUCUAAAAACACACGAUCACCACAAUCAAUUGGUCCAAUAAUGAGCCAGAGAACAAAGUACCCUCAACGACACCUUUCCAGGUGA